Eleginops maclovinus (Patagonian blennie) is the source of this 1110-nucleotide messenger RNA. It is a transcript of the gene gemin7, whose product is annotated as gem (nuclear organelle) associated protein 7. The record is from RefSeq and is a predicted model, not a curated record. The transcript is spliced from 2 exons. Lineage: Eukaryota; Metazoa; Chordata; Actinopteri; Perciformes; Eleginopidae. Gene Ontology annotation, cellular component: SMN-Sm protein complex. Gene Ontology annotation, biological process: spliceosomal snRNP assembly. The coding region runs from base 59 to 523 and encodes 154 amino acids.
ACUCCCUGCUGCACUAGGCGGCGGUAAUGCGCCUAUAAACUGCUGUGUCAUCGGGCCAAUGACUCCACCAAAGAAGAAGACGCUGCAGCAACAUGCACUGACGCUGCUAAGUGGAGCAAACACAGAAAGAUUCAACAUGGCAACUCCUGUGUCUGUGCUCCGCCUACCAAAAGGACCCGACCCCAACAGCCGAGGAUUUGACCCCAAAUCAGCUCGUUUCAUCGCUCUCUGUCGAACCUCCAUUGCCACUUCCGCUUCGUCAGAGACAAAUGCUGAGCAGCUACCGAGAGAGCAGCAUGCACGAUCUGUGCUGAGAGAGACUUUCCUCCGAUGUCUCCUCUCCAUGACCAACAAGAAGGUUCAUUUUCUCAUGCAUGAGAGGGUCAAGGUGGAGGCCACGUUUGGGGCGUCUGACAUCGACGUGCUGAACUUUCAGGUGUCGGACCUGCACACUCCCAUCGGGGUACAGAAAGAGGCACUGAUCAGGUGUCAGGAUGUGAUUUCAUUCACUUUUGAUUCAUGAACACACUUAAGGCUUUUGUUUCCUGUUUAAACAGCACAUAUAAUUUGGUAUAAGAGGCACUUGGGAGUCUCAUUUGUUGUGAGCUCUAAUUCCUUACUGUGAGAUGAUUAGAAAAAUGUUUUAUAUACAUUUGAAGGUUGGGCUGUUCACUGUUGUUUUCAAUCCUAUUUCGUCCAAUCAUACUGCUCUGUAUGGCUGCUUUUAGAAAAUCCAACGCUGAUGAGCAGUCUCCCUUUUUCAGCACAAGAGGGAGUCGUAUGCAUGGGUUUUGGUUACAUCAGACCAUAUCUGACCAAAAGGUUGAUAAUACUAUGAUGUAUGCUGGUGACUUCUAGUGCUUUCAGGAAUAAUAAUAAUAACAUCCAGGAAGUGGCUGUCUGUUCUCUGUAUGAUGGCUGUUGCUUUCAUAAUGCAGCCAUAAAGACCAUGAAAUCAAUCGAUCAAACCAAUAUUUACCUUUGCAUCACAAACUCUAUUUUUGGGUUAUAUUCUUUUGGAGACUCAGCAGAUCAUCAACACUGUUAUUUUAUUUUGUCAUUUAUUGAUUAUUAAGGUAAAUUAAACAUUGCACAAUUACUUUUGAAUAA